AUGUCCUCCCUCGAUUAUCUGGACCUGUGUCGAUUAUGUCUUGUGAAGGACCGUGUUUCGGUGCCGAUUUUCGAGGGUGAGGGUGACGUACGACAAAUAUUUCUCAAGAUCGCCGCCUGCCUACCGGUCAAGGUUGCAAGAGAAGAUAAGUUACCCAAAAAAAUAUGCGAUGAUUGCGUGUAUAAAGUAGAAUUAUUUUAUCAAUUUUGGAAUACCACUGCAAACGCAGAAAAACAACUAUUACAAUGGCUGGGAGAAGUCAGUUUAGAAGACAAACAGGGUUAUGUUACCAAUGUUCUAAAUCCGAAUGUAAUGAAACAAGAACAGAAUUCAGAGAACAGGUUAGAUGGCAAUGUGAUGCAGCAAGUGGACGAGCAUCAAAACAAUAUGGGGAUGGGUAUGAUGGAUAACAUGGGUUUGGGUAUUCCUAUGAUAAUAUCCAAUGCUAAUCAACAACAAAUCACCUCAGUUCCUAUGGACACAAACAGUAAUACUGUACAAAAUGUUCAGGCAGUGCCUGGGCCAAGUUCACAAACUACACAUAACCAAAUACCACAGAAUCAGACAAGCUCUACACAACAAGAAGAUGAGGAUGAAAGUAGUGAAGACGAUGAAAAUUCGGAUGAAGAUUGCGAUGGAGAUGAAGGCCUACCUGUGAAAGAAGAAAGUGAGGAAGAUCCCAACAAUAGAACUAUAGAGCCUACAACUUUUGUAAAUGUUUCCCUGGCAUGUGAUGAAGCAGGUCCAUCAGGACUACAACAACAGAAAAUGUCAGACAUGCCUGAGAUGCCAAUUCCACAGCCAGCUGAUGGGGAUCCGAAAUCUGGGGAAGGAAGCGAGACAUUCGGCGGAUUGUCGGGGAUGCUACGUCAAAUACUUUCGCCAUCGCCCGAGACGGGAGAUACCGGUUUACCAGUCACUUAUACCUUGCUUCAGAACAACUCCAUGUUCUCCAAUCAAUCGUCGAUGAUGUCCUCGACAUAUCAAACCAUCCCAUCCCACCUGCCGUCCAUUUGUACCGAUCAGAUUCUCUUGGAUCAUGUGCAGAUCGUCACCGAGUCCUAUCCGUGUCCCACCUGUGGCCUCGAGUUUCGAAGCGCUCUGAAACUGAACUACCAUAUAAGAACGAGCCAUCCGGCAUUGCCAGAGUUUGAUCACAACAUAGAGAACCCGGUGAGAUACUCGUGCGCCAUUUGUUCGCGCAGUUUCUUCGCUCUGAGUCACUUGAGGAUGCACGAAGUGACACAUUCCGCGCCAGCAACUACCUCCUGCCCGCCGAUCCCGACGAUGUCGACGUCGGUGAACGUCGAGAAGACAUUCGCAUGCGAUCGUUGCCAAGCGAGUUUUCGGUAUCGUACGCUCCUCGAGCGGCACAGGAGAAUGCACGAGAUCGGCCAAGAAAAGCCCUACUCCUGUCCUAGAUGCUUGAUGCGUUUCGAGACGCGAAAUUUGUACAAUCAUCACGCGAAAACUCACAAGCCGGUCUUCGCCGGGAACGAUCGAAUAGCCGACACCGUAAUGUCUUCCGGUGAUCCGGUCACUAGCAGUAUUAGCGGUACCGUGGCGUCGUCGAACAAAUCGGCGGUAGUCUCGUAUCCGUGCGACUCGUGCUCGAAGCAAUUUGCGAGCAUCGAAUCGUUGACUACCCACAAAGCUGUACAUAGGUCCAGGCCGCUCGUGUGCGACGUAUGCGGCAAAGGUUUCACACAUCGCAAGUAUUACGUUGUGCAUCAACGUAUUCACACGGGAGAGAGGCCGUAUCUUUGUGCCAUGUGUGGGAAGUCGUUUACACAAGCAUCCACGCUUACCGUUCAUCGGCGAUAUCACACCGGAGAACGUCCUUAUAUGUGCACAUUAUAUUUUGUGUCAAAGCUUGAGCUCGCACCUCAGGAUCAACAAGAAUGCAGCCCGAACGAUGAGAUGUUCGAUCAGGGAGAUACAAAGCAGCUGCUCAUCACAAAUCGUUUGCACAUGCCGAGCGUGGAAAACGCGGAGAUAAUCAUCGCCGAUCGUAUCGUGCAGUGCAAUCUCUGUGGACAUGGUUUCGUUUCUGAAAAUGCUCUCGCUCUGCAUUUAAAAAUGCACGAACAGAAGAACGAGAUACAGUUGCAAGAUGAUCAGUUCGUUUGUGAGCACUGUGGUCGUAGUCUUGCGACGUCGUCCGAAUUUAAAGAACAUCAAUUAGAGCACAAAAUGGAUGAAAGUUACGCUUGCGAUACAUGCGACUACAUUACAGAACGCAGAGAGAAUCUAAUAGCGCAUGAGAAACGUCACAAUAUCGUCGAGUAUGAAUGCGAAAUCUGUGGUGCCAGUUUCGUUUCUUCCAAUAGCUACAUAGAGCAUCAAUCAAUACAUUCGGUUGAGAAACCGUUCCAAUGCGAGAUAUGUAGUGCUCCUUUUCGAUAUCGUCAAGGUUUGAGAUUGCAUGCGAAACUGCAUCAGCCUGACUAUGUACCACCGCAGAGGAAACAUCAUUGCCAGCUGUGUAACAAACGUUUUUCCAGAAAGCAAGUGCUACUGGUGCACAUGAAGACGCAUGGGAACAUGGGGCCCCAGAACGAAUAUAUUUGUCCAGUUUGUGGCAAAGCUGUCUCCAGUAAGACCUACUUGACCGUACAUUUGCGCAAGCAUACAGGAGAGAAACCGCACGUCUGCGAUCUCUGUGGUAAAGGGUUUAUCUCGCAGAACUAUCUGAGCGUGCAUCGGCGCACUCAUACAGGGGAAAAACCGCACAAGUGCACCCACUGCGAGAAACGGUUUACUCAGCGAACCACUCUGGUGGUGCACCUCAGAGGCCACACUGGAGAUCGGCCGUAUCCUUGCACCUGUUGUCAUAAAUCUUUUGCCUCGAAAACAAUGUUGAAUUCGCAUUUAAAGACACAUGCUAAACAGAGCGCGCGGCAGCAGCAGCAGCAGCAGCAGCAGCAAUUGCAGCAUGAACAAGAGAUUCAACAGGAACAGUCUCUCGAUACAAUAACGAUAUUGUUACCUAGUUAG
Heterotrigona itama is the source of this 2997-nucleotide messenger RNA. The record is from the annotation of a GenBank genome assembly. NCBI's taxonomy places the organism in Eukaryota, Metazoa, Arthropoda, Insecta, Hymenoptera, Apidae.